Messenger RNA from Lactuca saligna, 885 nucleotides. NCBI's taxonomy places the organism in Eukaryota, Viridiplantae, Streptophyta, Magnoliopsida, Asterales, Asteraceae. The record is from the annotation of a GenBank genome assembly.
AUGUAUGUUGCAGAGCGGCUCAAAGAAAAGCUCGAUCAAGAGAGAAUUGCAACUGAUUUCAGUGCAAAAGAUGUAUGGGAUGAACUGCAGGCCAUGUAUGCUCCUGCUGUUGUUCCACCAGAAUUGCCUGCAGUCGUUUUAGAUACACAAGUAGAUCGAUAUAGAGAAGAGGCUCACCGAGAGUUGUAUAAGGUUAUUUUAGAUCGAGAAUGGAGUUCGGUUGAAGAAAUGUUGGUGGGAAGACAUAUUACAGUUAUAGACAAAAUCACCAAUAAUGGCAACACAGCACUCCAUGUAGCAAUCAGUACUUCCAAGAAGCUCGAAUUACUGGAGAAAAUGUUGAGACUCACACCGGAGAACACACAACUAAUGAAUGUGCGUAAUUCAGAUGGAAGCACACUACUCCAUGUUGCUGCUAUCAUUGGCAACACUGAAGCCGCUAAGAUCCUGGUUGAAAGAAACCCAGAUUUGUUGUUGGCCACAGACAACGUGGGUCACACACCACUCGCCAUAGCUCUAUCCAACAUGCAUACCGAGACAGCUCGUCAUCUGUUGAAACACAUCAAUACUGAGGAGGUGAAGGAUGCUCUUUUUUCAGGCACAAGUGGUGAUGAGCUUUUAGUUACUGUUAUUUCUUCUAAAGAUUUUCGAUUGGCAAAUGAUCUGGUGGAGCAUUACAGGGUAUUGCAUAGUGAUGCUGUGCUGAUGGCUAUAGCUCAAAAUUUCCCAAGCGAACUUAAUAUGUUGGAAUGUAUAGGGGAUGGUAUAGUAGCUGACACAGUAAAUUGGUGGAUGGUGACCAGUUUAGUUUCUAUUGGAAGAUCUCCUCCAUCGGCUUCCUGGGCGUUAAUAAUAAUUAUCCUACCCUUUUGUGGUAGGUCAUGA